Lates calcarifer (barramundi perch) is the source of this 753-nucleotide messenger RNA. RefSeq lists its product as uncharacterized. The transcript has 4 exons. NCBI's taxonomy places the organism in Eukaryota, Metazoa, Chordata, Actinopteri, Centropomidae. The record is from RefSeq and is a predicted model, not a curated record. Gene Ontology annotation, molecular function: hexosyltransferase activity. Gene Ontology annotation, biological process: dolichol-linked oligosaccharide biosynthetic process. Bases 129 to 623 code for a protein of 164 amino acids.
UCGUGAAGCGGAAGUAGCUGCUGUCAGAUCCAUGGCUGCAGGAUGGAGGUGAGUUUUGAGAGGAGGCAGCAAACUGUUUAAAAUACUGAACAAACAAGCUGAAAACCGACCGGUUUCACCGAGCAAACAUGAAGACGGUGUUUGUCACCGUCGGCACAACGAGCUUCGAUGAGCUCAUUGAACGCAUCACGUCGUCAGAGGCCGUUCAGGCUUUGAAGGCUCGUGGAUAUGAACGCUUGGUCCUUCAGGUUGGGAGAGGAUCUCUCCUUCCAGCUGCUGACAGCUGUCCACACAUCACACUGGAAGCUUUCAGAUUCAAAGACUCCAUAGCAGACGACAUGAAGCAGGCUGACCUCGUCAUCAGCCACGCAGGGGCAGGAAGUUGUUUGGAGGCGCUCGGCGCAGGCAAACCUCUGCUGGUCGUCGUCAAUGACAAACUGAUGAACAACCACCAGCUGGAGCUCGCCAAACAGCUGCACAUGGACUCACACCUGUUGUACUGCACAUGCAGCACGCUGACAGAAACUCUGACGACCAUGGAUCUCUCUGUUCUUCAGCCCUUCUUACCCGGGCAGCCGAAAAACUUUGCAAAUUUUCUGGACAAAGCCCUCGGUGUUCAGUGAAACUUUAUUUUUCUAGCGCUGUUUUUUUUUCCUGUUAAGUGAUGAUUUUCAGAAUAUCAUAUCAGUCGAUUGUGACAAAGAUGAACUUUUCUAUUCCUAUAUGCAAUAAUAAUAUAUGUCUAAUUUCGAA